This is a messenger RNA of Ectocarpus sp. CCAP 1310/34, 951 nucleotides long. The record is from the annotation of a GenBank genome assembly. Lineage: Eukaryota; Phaeophyceae; Ectocarpales; Ectocarpaceae.
AUGCCGCCGCCGCACGGCGGGGGUGGAGCUGAUCUGCCCGGGGCGAGGACCAGCAACAACAACAGCGGCUUUCCGACGCCGGCGACGCAAAACCCGUUCGAGAACCAGGCGUUCAACACUGAAGCGUUUCACGCAGCAGGUGGCGCUGCUGCUGGCGGUGGCGCUGCUUCCCGCGGUGUGGCCGGUGGCUUGAUCGAGGCACCGGCGAGCACUAACUCAGGAGCUGGAGUAGUGGAAGACUUGUUUGGUGUAGGAGGCGGCGCAGGCCCGGGCGCUAUGGUGCCGUACGGCCAGCAGCAGCCUCUGGAAAGCCAUCCCCUGCACCUGCAUCAUCAUCAUCACGCAGCCCAUCAACAGCAGCACCCGACGUACCAGGGCGCUAUCGUUCCGUUCCAGCAGCAGCAGCAGCAGCAGGCUGGCGGCAGCGGAGGCACUUCGGUGACGGCAUCGAACCCGUUCGAUGACCUGCUGGGCGGUGUGUCCACUGCUGUCGGCACCGGGAGUGGUGCCGGAAUACUGCAGCAACAAUAUACACAGCAACCGCACCAGCAGCAGUGGCCUGGACAUCCAUUUGCCGGAUCGUUACAGCAGUACCCGCAGCAGCAACAUCAUCAUCAGCAGCAGCAGAGCUGGCUUGGCCAAGGGGGAGCGGCUCGGAAUGGCGAUGCUGCUGCUGAUGGUGGGCUACAACCGAUGCAGUCGCAGUAUCCGCCACAUCAACAGCAGCUCCAGAUCGCCCCCGUUCAGCAGCCGUUUCAGCAGCAGCAGCAGCUGCAGACGGUGGCUCCUGGCAACCCUUUCUUUGAUGCCGCGCAGGACCUCCCGCAGCAGCAACAGAAGGGUUGCUCGGCAGCGAGCGAAAGACGAAUCCGACAGGCUCCUGGUGCUAAUCUGUUUGGAGACGACCCGUUCGGUUCUGUCAACAGCGGGAGCAAGAUGAUGGGACACUAG